This is a messenger RNA of Daldinia caldariorum, 1995 nucleotides long. RefSeq lists its product as uncharacterized. The coding region runs from base 1 to 1995 and encodes 664 amino acids. The transcript has 2 exons. Gene Ontology annotation, molecular function: protein binding. The record is from RefSeq and is a predicted model, not a curated record. NCBI's taxonomy places the organism in Eukaryota, Fungi, Ascomycota, Sordariomycetes, Xylariales, Hypoxylaceae.
AUGCUGGAAGAAACCCCGCCAAAGCUCUGGGAUCUGUAUGAGGCUAUGAUUCACGAUAGCUCGAACAAGCUGAAUGUCGGUCAGAUCCAAUGCCGAAACAGCAUUCUACUGCUCCUCGUGGGUACCCAAGCCCCGAUCACGUGGAAGGAAAUCAGCAGUGCCUUGUCUCUGAGGGGAGAUUCCGAAGAGGUGAUUUUCGAACUCUGCGGGCAACUGGUGACUUGGGCGGGCGACCUUCUGCAUUUCAGCCACCCCACGUACGCGUCAAAGGCUCGGAUUGCCCAGCUUCUUCGGGGCAAUUUCAACGAACCUGUAUUGACAACGGGAAUCUUCCCUACCCGGGAAGCCAUGUCAUACGAAUAUGCUGCACGACAUUGGGGUUAUCAUCUUUCCAAAGUGGUCUCACCAGAGCCCGAACUUCUGUCCAUCGCGAACGAAUUCUUGCACUCCUUCCAGUCGGUCCACUGGGGUGAAUUCGCCUACAGACUUGCUCGAGGCAACCAGAACACUGCAAGUAACUUAUCUAUCGUUCAAGCGGAUUACGGGUAUCUACACGAGUGGUUCGCCAAAUUGUCAGAGGAAUCCAAGUCUCAAAUCGGAAUUGACGAUUUCUUCAUUGACCCAUAUGAGAGGAUUAGCAAGUUGUGGGCAACACCACCAGAGGAUGACAAAGUUCUGCCGUGGAUGCCUCUUAUACGGCUGGGGGGGUAUUGUUGGGAGAUGGCCCUGGUAGAUCAGGGUAUCAAAUUCCGACGUGAAGCAAGAAACGGGUGUAUUGAGACUCUCGGGCCGCGGCACCCCUUGACACUGCGAAGUCGAAAGGACAUGUGUCAGGUAUUUAUGAUUGAGGGUCGAUAUCUGGACGCCUUGGACGAGUACAAUGCAGUUGUGGACGCACAGCGCGAUGUGUUAGGCCCAGACAACCCCGCUGUAUACGAGACACUUUCUCAUCGUGGCAUCACGGAGUUCCUAGUGACUCGCUUUAACGGAGCCAUUCAGUCCGAGACAGAAGCGAGCAAAGGGCUGCUGCGAUCGGAAGAACCAGAAAGCACUCUAUAUAUUGUAUCUCAAUGGAUUUUGACGUGGCCCUUGAGUUACACGGGAGAUUACCAGAAGGCGCUCGAGAUUUGCCAGGACCUCUUCAGGCGACGGAGGGAGAAACACGGCCGCGGAGAUCCUUACGCCUUGAUGUUUACGAUGGUCAUGGGCGAGUUGUUCCGGAAGCUGGAUCGGAUGGAGGAAAGCAUCCAGCGGCUUGAGGAGGGUUUUGACGUACAGAGACAGGCACUGACCGGGUCCAUCUCCCAAAACAUGGGCCUCCUGGAUCCUGCCAUCAACCUGGUGUUGUCAUAUCGCGAAUCAGGCCAGAAUGACAAGGCUUGGAAGCUCAUUGGCGAGAUCGAGGGCCCCGAGGACGAACUUCCUGACAAUUUUUACGAUCGGCAAUGUCAGAUCACGCACGUCAAGGGCCUCCUUCUCUCGGAUGAGGGCAAGGUCAAUGCUGCCAUCAGUCUCUUGCAGGGGUUCUUUGUUAAAAUCAACAGAGAUCAGUACAACCGGGCUGUACUCUGGCUACUACUCGAUCUGGCCGCCAUGCUGCGUGCUCGAGGUGAAGAGGGCGACGAGGACCAAGCUUUGAUCAACUUCCAAAAUAUCCUACGAAAGAUAGACGAGGCUAACAGCUCUCCCAUCGAGGUGAUCGGAGAUGAGCUUGGUUUGGAGGAUGAUCUUACGUCUGAGGGAGAACCGGAUCUUCCGGGUCUCCUGCACGAUGCAGAGCACGCUCUCACGCUUGUGCGAAACCUGAAGUUUGCCGAAGCUGAGAUGUUCUUGGUGGAGAAGCAGGUUGAGUGGUACAGGCAAAAGGACUUCUGGAUCAUAUACGGCUCCGUUCCAGCCGAUACCACGACGAUGAAGCCCCCUUCGCUCGAAGUGGUGGACGAGUUCAUCCCGAUAAGCUACCCCAAGAGGGCGAAGAAGUGCUCGCUGCGGUAG